AUGGAGAGCUACGACUACCUUUUUAAAAUAGUACUGAUUGGCGACUCGGGUGUGGGAAAAACCAACUUGCUGUCUCAGCUCACAAGGGGAGAGUUCUCAGCCGAGACGAAGGCCACUAUUGGUGUGGAAUUCGCGACUAGAACAUUCAAAAUCGAUAAUUUGGUGAUCAAAGCACAGAUCUGGGAUACAGCUGGACAGGAAAGAUACAGAGCUAUCACCUCGGCCUACUACAGGGGCACUCUGGGCGCCCUGAUAGUCUACGAUAUUACCCGAAAAUCAACAUUAAGCAACGCUACCAAGCACUGGCUCACGCAGCUGAAGGAAUAUUCUGGUGAGGAAAUAGAGAUAAUGAUGGUUGGUAAUAAAACAGACUUGGAAGACGAGAGGACUGUCACCGUGGCAUGCGGGAAUGAUGCAGCUAAGUCAAAUAACCUUAAUUUUUUGGAGACCUCUGCGUUAGACGGCAGCAAUGUUGAGAAGGCGUUUGAUGAGCUGAUAAAAGCGGUAUAUAGGAGACGAAAGACCCUGGAUCCCGAGUUCAAAGAGGCGCUUUCAAGAACCGAACCUGCGAAAAAUAAGAAGAUAAUACAAAUAAAGAAGAAAAAAAAGAAAAGCUGUUGUUAA
Molecule: messenger RNA, 624 nt
Organism: Vavraia culicis subsp. floridensis
Lineage: Eukaryota; Fungi; Microsporidia; Pleistophoridae
Product: small GTP-binding protein domain
Exons: 1
Coding region: 1-624 (207 amino acids)
Cellular component (GO): endosome
Molecular function (GO): GTP binding; GTPase activity
Source: RefSeq, a predicted model, not a curated record